AUGGUUGUGAAUCUCCGAGGCCAUUAUGCUACUCUGGGAGAGACACUUCUGCAGAAGACCAACGUGAAAAUCAAAGAGCUUGCUAUGGAUAUCCAUGGCGGCAAGGCGUUCGCUCUCAUCAUGGAAGAUAAGACGGUUAAGUUUGAGACCAGUGGAGAGGACUCCAACUGGGAUGUUGCUUUCAAGGAGUAUGUGACGGUCAAUUUUGGUUUGCGAUGGGCCUAA
Molecule: messenger RNA, 225 nt
Organism: Colletotrichum chrysophilum
Lineage: Eukaryota; Fungi; Ascomycota; Sordariomycetes; Glomerellales; Glomerellaceae
Exons: 2
Coding region: 1-225 (74 amino acids)
Source: RefSeq, a predicted model, not a curated record